UGGCGGAGGAUGAUGACGCACUUCCGGCUUGAGUGGGUUGUUUUCCCAUCUGGAGCUGAAGUGGGACCUUGGAGGGAUAUUAGCACUUGUGCAGCGUUCUGCCGGACCGGGAGUUUGCGGGUGUCCGUGGGACCCGGUUUUGGGGAAGAUCGGUGAGUUUCUUAGGUUUGCGCUCUUCCCGGAAGUCAGUCCUGAAGGAAGAUCCGCUCAUGCGGAGAAAGACGAGUUCGAGCUGGACGGACCGAGGACCCCGAUGGCUGCGAGCUCCGUGGUCUCCGGGUCCCCUCUCUCUGAGGGACUUAUGACAGUAAAAGUGGAGGAAGAUUCGCACCGAGGUGAGGAGUCCGAUGGGCCCAGGGAUUGGCAGAACCCCGAAACUUCUCGAAGGCAGUUUAGGCAGUUGCGCUACCAAGAAGUGGCUGGACCGGAAGAGGCGCUGGGCCGCCUCAGGGAGCUUUGUCGUGGGUGGCUGAAGCCCGAGCUGCGCUCCAAGGAGCAGAUCCUGGAGCUGCUGGUGCUGGAGCAGUUCCUGAGCAUCCUUCCCGAGGAGCUGCAGGCCUGCGUGCGGGAGCACUGUCCCCAGAGCGGGGAGGAGGCUGCGGCCUUGGCGCGGGCUCUGCAGAGAGCCCUGGACCGGACCUCCCCGCAGGGUUUGGCAACUUUCACGGAUGUGGCCAAAUCUCUGACCUGGGAGGAGUGGGAGCAACUGGAUGCAGCUCAGAAGGAUUUCUGCAGGAAGACUCUGAAGAAAGAUUAUGGGAGCAUAGUUCUUCCUGGUUUGGAAACUAAAACUGUGAAUACUGACUUGAUUCCAAAGCAAGAGAUUUUAAACGAAGCAGAGCCACAGACAUGGCUACAAGAAGUUUCCCAGGGGAAGAGCCAACUAUUUACUGAGUGUAGUGGGACCCACAAGGACAGGGCAGAAAAGCUGCCCAGAAACGCUCCAUUGUCAAAACUCAAACAUUCUGAAGAACAAGGACUCACCAGAGUGUCACAUCUCACCAGUGUUUCCAAGGAAGAGAGAAUUCCUAAAAAUAAUGAAUUUGAGAACAGCACCAGCAUUGGCCUUGGUCAGCACAUCCCGACAGCAAAGAGGCCCAUUGAUAAUGGUGUGUAUGGGAACAAAUGCAAACAAGGUUUACAUGAGAAAAAUACAGUGAAACCAUGCAACUCCAUUGACAGUAGUGUGGGCCUUUCUGACACACAGAAGCAGUUCCAUGAAGACAAACCUUAUAGGUGUGAUAGUUGUGGGAAGAGCUUCAAACAGCGCUCAGACCUCUUUAAACACCAGAGGAUCCACACAGGUGAGAAACCCUAUCCAUGCCAAGAAUGUGGGAAAAGCUUCAGUCAGAGUGCCACCCUGGUUAAACACCAGCGGACACACACAGGUGAGAAGCCAUAUGCAUGCCCAGAGUGUGGGGAAUGCUUCAGACAGAGCUCACAUCUAAGUCGGCAUCAGAGAACCCAUGCCAGUGAGAAAUUCUAUAAAUGUGAGGAAUGUGGGGAGGUCUGUCACAUUUCCAUUCUUUUUAGACAUCAGAGACUACACAGAGGGGAGAGACCCUAUAAAUGUGAGGACUGUCAAAAGAGCUUCAAACAGCGCUCAGACCUCUUUAAGCAUCAGAGAAUCCACACUGGGGAGAAGCCCUAUGGGUGUUUAGUCUGUGGGAAAAGCUUCAGUCAGAGUGCAACUCUCAUUAAACACCAGAGAACUCACACUGGAGAAAAACCUUACCAAUGUCUUGAAUGUGGGGAAAGAUUUAGACAGAGUACACACCUUGUCCGGCACCAAAGAAUCCACCAAAAUAAAGUCUUGUAACUUUGAUAAACUUCUGUGUGACUUGCA
Nannospalax galili (Upper Galilee mountains blind mole rat) is the source of this 1846-nucleotide messenger RNA. It is a transcript of the gene Znf394, whose product is annotated as zinc finger protein 394. Lineage: Eukaryota; Metazoa; Chordata; Mammalia; Rodentia; Spalacidae. The transcript has 3 exons. The coding region runs from base 254 to 1819 and encodes 521 amino acids. Gene Ontology annotation, molecular function: RNA polymerase II cis-regulatory region sequence-specific DNA binding; DNA-binding transcription factor activity, RNA polymerase II-specific. The record is from RefSeq and is a predicted model, not a curated record. Gene Ontology annotation, biological process: regulation of transcription by RNA polymerase II.